AACUUAUUAUGAGAUUAGGUAGGAAACCAACAGCAUAAUGCCAAUAGUUUUUUUUGCUUCAAAGCUUGCCUAUUGUUUUGUUGUCUCUUGUGCUUCUGCUUCUGAUUUUAAUAACAAAGAGCAGUUAGUCUGGACAGCCUGAUAGCAUGAGGUUUUGCUAGACAAGACAAAGAGUGGAUUAAAAAUGGUAUAAGAAUGUAAUGUGGCAUACGUAUUUGUGUAUAGUGUUGUGUACCGGAUCCACGACUUAGCAUAUAUUAGCAUAAAAUAUUACACCGGCAAGAGUCCGGCAGUCUCCUGGUGACGAGCAGAGCAUACUGUUCGAAACGUCGAGUUAAACUAACUGGUUUGUUAUUUCUUUUUUCUUUUCUUUUUAAUUAGCUGAUGUGAUGGGGCUACGUCUUGCGGACGGGCGUUACCCAAACGAAGGUCGUGUAGAGGUCCUUCCACCAGGAGAAGACUCGUGGGGAACCUACUGCUCCAACGAGAACCCAUUCCUUAUUGGCCGCGUGGCGUGCCGUCAACUCGGCUUCCCCGCCCUCCUGUCGGCAACUGCAAGCGGGGAGUUUGGCAAGGCCACCGGUCCCAUCUGGUUCCAGCUGAUGAUAUGUGGCGAAUUGCAGGAGAUGAUGACUCUAGAUGAUUGCUUGAUGUUAGGAUGGGUUCCGUAUUACGAGGUGUGCGAUCACAGGUUCGAUGUAGGCCUCACCUGCUUCACAGGGAACCUCCGUUUAGUCGGAGGUCGACGGGAGAGUGAGGGAAGAGUGGAGCUUCACGUUGGGGGAGAUGAGUGGAUGCUGUUAUCAUCCCGAGGGGGGGCAAACUUUAUGUACUCCGACAGUGUCUGCCAGUACCUUGGGUACCAAUUCUCAGUUGGGGUGACACAAGAACCAGCGGUUAACAACAACCAGAAGAUACUGUGUUCCUUCUCUGCUUGCCCGAUUGAUGACGGAUCAAGGGGCUUCUUUCAAUGCCUGGAUGAGUUAAGUCUGCAUUUCUGCCCAGAUAAGAACAUCACCUUACUCGGAGCAGUCUGCGCGACAGAAAAUGAUAUACUUCCUUCUGACGCUAGCGUUGAGUAUCGUCUAGGCCAUACCAGUAACGGAUCCCAAUACAUGGGCAUAGUGGAAGCCAGAUACAAUGGGUCCACUUGGGCAACACUUUGUCUGCAAGUUGUCAACGAAUACCGGGCGGGAGUUGUUGCUGACCAAGCAUGCCGUAGUAUUGGGUAUCCCUGGGCUUACGUCUCAAAGCUGAUCCCAUACUCAGAGUCCCCUGGCUACGUCAGCACCGGAGAGGAGCUGAUUAUGAGGGAAAUUUUCUUGGGUUCAUCUCUUGGUAAAGUACGAUGGGUACGAGGCCAGAACGCUUGCCAGCGUCAUCAAUAUGAACUUCUUCACGUCGAAUGUGAAACAGGUAUGGACUAG
Molecule: messenger RNA, 1427 nt
Organism: Patiria miniata (bat star)
Lineage: Eukaryota; Metazoa; Echinodermata; Asteroidea; Valvatida; Asterinidae
Product: scavenger receptor cysteine-rich type 1 protein M160-like
Exons: 3
Coding region: 390-1427 (345 amino acids)
Cellular component (GO): membrane
Source: RefSeq, a predicted model, not a curated record